AUGAUGUUAGGCAAAAUAUAAAUGUAAAUCAAAAGGGCUCGGUCAGAAAAUCUUAAUAGAAAAAAGAAUAUGGAAGGUUCUAAAGUUUUGAUCACUGCACUGGUUCUAAUAAUAUGCGCAGCCCUCCUUCAGCUGUUUGGCUUAGCCUCACCAUACUGGAUUUCUGAUGAAAAUUCAAUAGAUUUAGGAAGUUCUUAUGUACCCACCUACGCUGGUCUGUGGAAGGCAUGUGAUUGCAGUGAUACUGAUGAUUUCCUACAAUCAAUAGACAUGUCAAAACGCCAGUUGCGAACGUCUCAAGCUAUGAGCAUUCUUGGAUUCUUGGCACUCAUGUUUGCUUCAGUAUUGACAGUCAUAAAGUUAUUCUUUCUGAAGGACAGAAAACCGAUACUUUUCGUGGCAAUAGGUUCAGUUUUUAUUGGAGCUGUAUUCAUUAUAGUUUCAGUGCGACAAUUUGCAGAAAAUGUUAAUGAUGAGAGGUUGAACAAGUACAACUUUAGAUUUCACUUUGCUUUUUCCUUCUGCAUUCUUGCGAUGCUAGCAGCACUUGUAUCCGGGGGAGUUAUGUUACUAGAAUUACGAAGGAAAGCAUCACAAGAAACACAAGAAAGACGUCAAGAAGAAGAAAAAUGAAAUAAAAAAAAUCACAAAUUUUGCUUCCUUCAUUUGGAACAUAAAGAUUCAAUGAGUAUUUUUAAAAUGUUAUAUACAUUUUUUAAUGUUGACUCAAAGUAUGCCGCUUUUAU
Molecule: messenger RNA, 746 nt
Organism: Saccostrea echinata
Lineage: Eukaryota; Metazoa; Mollusca; Bivalvia; Ostreida; Ostreidae
Exons: 4
Coding region: 70-633 (187 amino acids)
Cellular component (GO): membrane
Source: RefSeq, a predicted model, not a curated record